Triticum aestivum (bread wheat) is the source of this 1903-nucleotide messenger RNA. RefSeq lists its product as uncharacterized. The record is from RefSeq and is a predicted model, not a curated record. The transcript is spliced from 9 exons. The coding region runs from base 623 to 1756 and encodes 377 amino acids. Lineage: Eukaryota; Viridiplantae; Streptophyta; Magnoliopsida; Poales; Poaceae.
UUUGGCUCCCCUAUGCCUAAAUCAUGGUUCCGCCCCUGGGCACAGGUGCUUAAAAAAAUUCGAUUUAUUUUUCUAAGCACCUUCCUAAGCAUCUAUAUCGUUGUACAAGGCCUAAAAGGCUAAUGCUUGUAAGAUUAGCUGCAUGCAGCCCACGCCACACAACGGCCGCCGGCGACGGGAACGGUCGGAUCUCAUCUGGGGUCGUCGCGCGUGUACCCACCCGAGGAGGAAGAAGAGCACGCAGCCGCGGCGCCACGUGCGUCGCCGGCUCGCCGCACCGCAAGCUCGCCGUCGAGCCGCUGGCCCCACGCGGCAGCCAAGCGCCUCCGCCCGCAGAGCCGUCCGGCGCCAGCCCCAGGGUCGAGCGGAGAGGAACCAGGCCCCGCCGCCACCCACACCGACCGGUAUUUGCCCGGCGGCGCCUUGGGGCGGCAGCAGGGCAGGGGGACCGGGAGGAGAAGCGAGGGAAGCGGCGGGCUAGGGUUUUCCUCCGCGUCGCUCCCGGGAUGGGAGGGGAAACCGCCUCGUGUCUUGCCUCGGUCGGUGUACAACUCGGAUGCGCCGGUCCAUAUAAACCGUCGACGACUGCACACAGCGCGCCUGACCGGCGAAAACACACCCUAUGGGCCGAGCUCGGCGUGACCACGGCUCUGCAACGAGCAAGUCUGAUGCGGCCGAUGGAGCAAAACCGCCAACUGGAUCUUCUACAACUCAUGUGAGGCAGAGUGUUCUGUAUUCGGCCCGAAGGGGACCUCGAGGCAGAAAAGGACGACCGGUGGAGGAGCAUACAGGUGAGGUGAGCAACAGUGAGCUUGGGCAUACAAGUGCAGACCUGUCACAGUUUGAUGCCCUGACGCUGAAUACCACACCUCCUACACUUCAAUUAUCUGAUAGGGUCGAGGAGCAUUCUACCGAGGUGAGAAGCACUGGGCCUAACGGUACAGGUGCAGACCUGUCAAAAGAUGAGGGCAUUUCGCUGAAUGUCACAUCUCCUGCAUAUGAGUCAACUGAUGGGGCUGUGGUGCAUGGCAGCAACAUGGACAUCGGUGUGCCUGAUUCUAUAAUUGAGAAGCAACCAGCUGUUCAGGAAGCAUUAUCCCCGAGGUCAGAAGAAAGGCGGCGGAGAAUAAAUCAAUACCUCGCUGAACAUACAUAUAAUGACGUCUUAGAGGCCAUGGUUGCUGUGAAAAAUGGCUUCUGCAACCCACCCAAAAAGGUUUCCAACCCCAACAAGUCAUCGGAAAAGCUUUCCUUGCCUGAUUCACCACAGUCUCCGCAUCGACUGGAUACUCAAUCCUCGCAGACAAAAAUACAGUGUGGAGAAUCUACAAAACAAAUCAUUAAAAACGGGAAACUAUGGAUGGAGAAGGAAGUCAUGAAGGCUUUUAAGAAGUGCAUCAUAGAAGGGGAGGGAUUGAGAGGUGUGAAGUUUGAACUAGACGAGCUUCUGCACCAGUGUUUCAGUGUGGAGACACAUGAGAAGAUGUUCCACCACUACAACUUCACGGUGAGGAUGAAGGAAGCUGGCUCAGACAAGUGGUCAUCAACUCUCUAUUUUGCGCAAGUGAAGGAAAUGUAUGGUCGAAAGUUUUAUUUCUGCUAUCCACUGGAUCCAAAUGAAGAUGGUAUCUGUUAUGCGUGCAAGAAUCAGGGGAUGGAUGCAUUGCGGCACCCUGCCGUUCAGUGGCGGAGCUACAUAGGAAUAGUUGGGCGGGCCAGGCAAACAAGAGCAUAUUUUCUUUCAAAAUUACAAUGAGUCAUGCUACUUCAUUUGACAUGAGUCAGUCCUCAACAUAUUUUUAACUGGAUCAAACAGAUGUAUACGCACGACAAGGCUGUCGUUCCUUGGCUGUGCGAAUGUGCGAUGGAUGGUGCUGGCCAGCUAGUGGCCGCUGUUGCUUCC